AUGUCCAGCGGGUGCUGCGGUGGCAAUAACAACAGCAGCUACACCGUCUGCUGCUACGGCAGCGCCAAGGGCUGCAAGAGCUUUGCCUACACUACCGACAACAUGUCCAGCGGAGGCUGCGGGUGCUGCGGUGGCAAUAGCAACAACAACAGCUACACCGUCUGCUGCUACGGCAGCCCCAAGGGCUACAAGACACCGAUGUGCUGCCCUCCUGUGCAGUACUGCCCGCCCGUGCAGAGCUGCUGCAUGCCCAUGUCCAUGCCCAUGCCCAUGGCCUGCUACACCAUUGUUUAUCCCCAAGGUCUCGGUCAUUUCUGGGACAGGAUGCACUACCUUAAAGGCGGCAGUGACCAGGACGUGUGCCAUGAUGGUGCGGUUUGUGGCGAGAAGGGCUGGACGUGGCACGGUUCCCCCAGCUGCUGCCACGAAAGCCCCGUGAGCACCACGACCCCUUGUCACGACCCCGGCAGCCUCAGCCGCGACAUCGAGGGGUCCUGCCAGAGCAAGCCGCAAGGUUGCCAACCCAUGGAGCCGUGCCCACCCCAGACCUGCUACCCACCACAGCAAAGCAGCAGCUGUGGCAAGCCCCGGCGGCGGGUGGAGGUGAGCCACGUGGAGCCCGUCUGCCCCCCACCCGUGAAAAUCCACCGCCGGCCGCUGCAGCAGUAUCGCCCACCCCAGUGCAGUGAAGACCCGGGGUGCUGCCGCAAGCCCCGGCGGCGCGUGGAUCAGUGCCCUGCACAGGAGACCCAUCCCCCCGUGAUUCUGCAUCCCCUGCCACUGCAGCAUCGUCACCCCUGUGCCCCAUGCUGCCACCCACUCGUCCAGCACUGCUGCCCCCGACCCAUCCAGCGCUGCCGUCCGGCCGCCGUGCCCCUGCCGCUGCAUCCCGGCCAGCACCAGCAGAAGCAGAUCCCUCUCUUGCCCCCCUGUUUGCAGAUGAAAUGA
This is a messenger RNA of Mesitornis unicolor (brown roatelo), 948 nucleotides long. RefSeq names its product keratin-associated protein 16-1-like. The transcript has 3 exons. The record is from RefSeq and is a predicted model, not a curated record. Lineage: Eukaryota; Metazoa; Chordata; Aves; Mesitornithiformes; Mesitornithidae. Bases 1 to 948 code for a protein of 315 amino acids.